AUGCCGAGGUCUUUCCUUGUAAAAAAGAAACGCGGGGCAUUUGGAGCCUGGCAAUGGAAAGAGCCAGAACAGCUUGAGUGGAAACAAGAGAAUACAGUAGUGAGUAAAAUUGCUAUGGAGCAGAUAUCGUGCAGUCCUGACACCGAACAGCAUGCAGCUGUGCAUCAGUCAGUAGCCCCCACAGGAUAUGGGACAGCAGCUGAAAUUAGAGAGUCAGUACCUUUAGCAGGAUCAGGAGCACCAGGGGCUGACAGCAGGCAUGAUUUGUCCACACUUAUGCUACAAGGCUCCUUCUACCAUCCCAGUACGCUGACACUGGUCAGCAGAGCAAAGCCCCGUCCCCGUGCUUCCCCUGGCUCAGGAGAUUUUAUGUGCUCAGUGUGCCACAAGAUAUUCCCCCUGCAGCGCAUGUUGACCCGUCACCUGAAGUGCCACAGCCUGGUGAAGAGACAUCCAUGUAGAUUCUGUGGAAAAGGAUUCAAUGAUACUUUCGACCUCAAGAGGCAUAUGCGAACACACACAGGUAUCCGUCCCUACAAGUGUGAACUAUGUGAGAAAGCCUUCACACAGCGUUGCUCUCUGGAGUCCCAUAUGAGGAAGAUUCACGCCGUUCAACAACAGUAUGCCUACCGCCAGAGACGCUCCAAGAUCUUUGUGUGUGAGGAUUGUGGGUACACCUCAAGCCGCCCUGAGGAGUACUUCCAUCAUGUGAGACAAUGCCACCCCGGCAGUCCCGCCCUCCGCAGGUACUACCGCCGUCAGGCCCAUGAGAACAGCAGUUUUGCUUCAGCAGAACGUAAACUCAACCCCUAUUUGUUGUACUCAACCCCUGCAUACUAUAUAUAG
This is a messenger RNA of Trematomus bernacchii (emerald rockcod), 846 nucleotides long. RefSeq lists its product as uncharacterized. The transcript has 4 exons. Bases 1 to 846 code for a protein of 281 amino acids. Gene Ontology annotation, cellular component: nucleus. NCBI's taxonomy places the organism in Eukaryota, Metazoa, Chordata, Actinopteri, Perciformes, Nototheniidae. Gene Ontology annotation, biological process: epidermal cell differentiation; regulation of transcription by RNA polymerase II. Gene Ontology annotation, molecular function: RNA polymerase II cis-regulatory region sequence-specific DNA binding; DNA-binding transcription factor activity, RNA polymerase II-specific. The record is from RefSeq and is a predicted model, not a curated record.